Ostrea edulis (European flat oyster) is the source of this 1726-nucleotide messenger RNA. RefSeq lists its product as uncharacterized. Gene Ontology annotation, biological process: iron ion transport. The record is from RefSeq and is a predicted model, not a curated record. The transcript is spliced from 12 exons. Gene Ontology annotation, cellular component: plasma membrane. Gene Ontology annotation, molecular function: oxidoreductase activity; copper ion binding. Bases 102 to 1685 code for a protein of 527 amino acids. NCBI's taxonomy places the organism in Eukaryota, Metazoa, Mollusca, Bivalvia, Ostreida, Ostreidae.
UUCUGUCUACAAAAAUAUCUCUAUCUAGGGUGGUGAGACCAUCUGAAAAUUGCGUAAAUGAUGUGUGUCAUUUUGAAUUUAACGUCAACUAUAAAUUCACCAUGAUGCAAUAUAACUAUUCCGAUAUCAGAAACCCUGAAUAUAAACCAGUGGUUGUGAAAGACAACAUACUUCAGCGACGUGCACCGAGUGUAGUGACUUGUGAAGAUGAAUUCACUCCUAUUUCCAAAGAAGAGUUCAUUGACACUGUGAGCCCAGGAGACGGGGGUUAUAAGUUAGUGUACGCUAUCAAUGGACAGAUUCCUGGACCUGAUAUAGUCGUGUAUGAGGAUCAAGUGAUAUCCGUAUCUGUCCGUAAUCAGUUAAGGAUUGAGGCACUAUCCAUACAUUGGCAUGGAAUGAUCCAGCGGGCGACUCCAUGGAUGGAUGGGGCGUCUAUGAUUUCUCAAUGCCCAAUUUUACCUGGGCAAACAUUUCAAUAUAGAUUCCUUGCCUCGCCAUCAGGAACCCAUUGGUAUCAUGGACAUAUAGGCACUAUGCGCUCUGAUGGGAUAGCAGGGGCUUUGAUCGUACUACCGAGGAUUAGACCGCGAAUUCACAUGCUCAUCAUCGUUGCAUUUGAUGGACAUGCCAUUGAACCUUUCAAGGCUGACAGCGUGGUUAUUCAGCCUGCAGAGAGAGUACCCAUUAUUCAUCCUGAUCGUACACACGCUGUCUUGAAUUAUUAUGGAGAGGAUGAUGAGCGUGAACCAAGAAUCAUGCCUCGACCAUGCUGUCAAAGUUCUCCUUGUGUAGCUGUGAAUCGUGUGUAUGGCCCUAAAGUGAGUCAUGGUGCAUCAAUUCAGCUGAAAUGCAAACCCACUCUCCUUGAGGGGGGAUUUCAAUGUUGUAUAUACAUCUGUUACGGAAAAUGUCUGGAAACCAUGACCAUGUUUCCGAGAGGACCACAAAUCAAUGGCCGUCGAUUUGUCAAACCAACAUCACCCCUUCAGACGUAUCCUGGAGUGGAUGUUAUCACCCCCUGUGGAACAUGUGAAAGCAAUGAGUGCGACUGUACCCAUAUUAUCAAAUUUGGUCUUGGAAAUAUCAUAGAAAUAGUUAUUUUCUCGUUUGGUGAUAUAAGAGUAUCUCAUCCUGUGCACAUCCACGGACAUCAUUUUCACGUACUUAAGACGGGGUAUCCGCCUUACAAUCCGGUAACCGGAAAUGCUACAGGACGCAAUCCGGAUAUUAGGUGCUUAGAUGAGUUCUGUACAGAAGCAACUUGGGCAGAUCCCUCUUGGAAUUCAGGACACAUACCGGGAAUAAAUUUGGAAAAUCCUCCAGUGAAAGACACCGUUUCAGUACCUGCUAACGGUUACGUCAUAAUCAGACUAAAAGCAGAUAACCCUGGAUUCUGGUUACUUCAUUGCCAUUUUGCAAACCAUCAUUUGAAAGGAAUGGCUUUGGUCAUUCAGGAGGGCGAGGUAGAGGAUAUGGCUCCAAUACCUCCUAACUUUCCCACUUGUAGCGACUUUCAGUUUAGCGCUGUUCAAUGGCAAAUAAGAGUUAGAAGUCAAAGGACCCGGCUUGCGUCAAGAGGCAUUAUUCCGGAUUUCAAAUCAGGACUGGCACUCCAUAGUGAAUUACAGAAUGAUGAUCCAUGUCGUCUCAAUCCAUGGAUGUGUAAAAUGAAAGUGUAUUGAUUAAAAUCAGCACGAUCUUACAGUCUGUGUUUUACACUGAA